Molecule: messenger RNA, 2475 nt
Organism: Paramacrobiotus metropolitanus
Lineage: Eukaryota; Metazoa; Tardigrada; Eutardigrada; Parachela; Macrobiotidae
Product: solute carrier family 2, facilitated glucose transporter member 3-like
Exons: 2
Coding region: 553-2184 (543 amino acids)
Biological process (GO): monosaccharide transmembrane transport
Cellular component (GO): membrane
Molecular function (GO): hexose transmembrane transporter activity
Source: RefSeq, a predicted model, not a curated record
GCGUAAAAACAUAGCAAACAUCCGGCUGGAAGUCGUGGCGGUGUACUUGAUGUUUCCAGGCACAUCGAAGGCUAUCUCUGCUCUACGCCUUCGAAUUGAUCUAACCUUAUAAUUGGAUUUAAUAGAAGCGCAUUCAAGAAAACACUGGAUUAUUGGAUCUACAUAUUUUUCCAUUGUAUGCCGCAUAGUCACGUACCGGCCAGGCAGGUGAACAGCAUAAAAAAGGCAUUGUCAUAAGUGUCAGAAAUGUCAGGAGGCAAAUAUCGUUCAACAAUUGGGGUGUUUUUUUCGUCAGUUAAAGUUUGCCAAUGUUCUUAUUGACAGUUUUCGACACGUACUUAUUAAGUAAUUGUGACAGUUGGCUGUUGUAAGAAAUUGGCUACAUAUAUAUCGGAGAUAGAUUACGUUCUAUUACUGUUUAUUUAUAUUUACACCGCUGUUGCCAUCGUAUGAAGUAUCUUUACCUGCAGUGGAAGGAUCAGCGAGACGCUUGACUUUAAUUAAUGCGCUGACUACAACAUAUGCAUUGUUUUAUUAAAGAAGUCAUUUUUCAUGGCACCCAUCAGCACUCAACACCAUGGUCAGUUGACCCCCGUUGUAUUUAUGUCUACCAUUAUCGUUUCCGGUUUAGUGUGGUUCUCAGCCGGAUACAGCGUUGUCCAAAUUAACAUACCACAAAGUUUAAUUUUACGCUGGAUUCGUCAAACCGAAUGCAAUCGCUUAGGCCCAACGGUUGGUCUGUAUUCUGCGGUCAACAGAAGUGACCAUGAUCCGGCUUAUUUGUGGUGUAAAAUUGUUGCCGAAAACGAAACAUCCGUGCAGUUGCGUGAAAACGGCCGGCUGAACGCCAUAUGGGCACUCAUAGGUUCCGGGAUUACUUUGGGUGCCACAUUCGGUGUUUGGAUUGCCAACUAUUUUGUCAACUGGCUCGGAUUCAGAAAGAUCUUUUUGUUGACAAGUGUGCUGGAGAUUGUGGGGAUUGUGCUCAGCGGGAUCACAGUUGCAACACAAUCAUACGAAAUUUUCAUUAUUGGACGAUUAAUUUUGGGAUUCGCCUGUGGUUUUGGCAGCGCUGCCGGUGGGGUCUACGUGGCGGAAAUCAGUCCAACAAACUUUCGAGGAGCACUAGGUGUUAUCAAUAUCGUGCUGUUUAGUACAGCUAUGCUUACGGCAGCAAUUUUUGGCUUACCUCAGCUACUAGGAACCGAAGCCCGCUGGACCCAUUUGUCUUGGAUAAUGUUACUGCCAAACCUGACCUUUCUUACCGCCUACCUGUUCCUCCCCGAAAGUCCAAGAUGGUAUUUUAAGAAGACCCACGAUAUAGACAGAACAAGCCAAAUACUUCAAAAAUUACGCGGAAAUCCGAAUGUCCAAGCGGAUAUGCGAUUAAUCGAAAAAGAAGACGAAGCAGCAAAGGAGGAUGGAGCGUCCGUUAAAGUGUCCAUCAGUGGACUUUUCCGGAAUGGCUUUCUCCGGCAGAACAUUAUAGUCUGCAUUGCCGCAAUCUGUGCGCAGCGUCUAACAGCCUACGCAGCCGUGUAUUCCUAUUCAACGGAUAUUUUUCGCCAGUGUGGUUUAUCCAGGGAAAUCGCAGCGUACGGAACAAUUGCACUUUUGAUACUACAAAUGUUGUUUGCCAUACUGGGUUCGUUUCUGGUCGACAAGGCGGGGCGACGAACAUUGCUGUUGGUUGGACUAUUCGGAUGCAUGGUGACCUUAUCAUUCAUGGUACUCUUUGCUGUCUUAACAAAAUAUGGAGUCUGCAUUGGAUGUCAGUACGGAAAUUUGGUGGCCUUGUUCCUGUUUAUCAUGUUCUACACAACCGGCCCGGCCAGUGUGCCCUUUGUGCUCGUGGCGGAAAUGUUCAGUCUUACAUCGCGGCAGUCCGCAGCUACACUGGUGAUGAUCUUUUGCCAAGCCGUAUCCGCCAUAGUUGCUGCUGUCUUUCCGGUGAUGCAAGUCAAUCUCAUGGAAUGGACGUUUACUGUCUUUGCUGGAAUCAUUCUUGCCUUGGCUACAUAUCUGGCGACGGCGCUUGUGGAAACGAAAGGGAAAACCUUUUUGGAAAUACAGGCGCUCUUGGAGAAGCGAUACUACAGUAAAAUGAAGGGCGAUAAAGGAAAUGGCUUCGAUGCACCUUUGACAGGAAACAAUUUACCUAAAAUUCAUCCACACCAGAAUUAAUUGCCCAAUUUCUCUUCCCCUUUUCGAGUUAGUUAGUUUAAUCAUAAGUAGCUCUGGUGAAUUUUUUUGACGUAGUAAUGUUCUGUUUCGCAUUGAUCUGAGUAAGAGUACCUUUAAUAAGCAGCCCAGUAGUUACUUUAUGUCACAAUCAACUGAAUCCGUUGUGUCGAACAGAGUAUCGAUUGACGAAUUGUAAUUACAAAGUCGCGCGCCAGGUUAAUGAUAAACGAGCUCUGUAACCGGCCAGUAAAAAUGUGAUUAAUGAUGGGUGUGGGUCUGCUAAGCAUAAAA